ACUUAUUUGUCGUAUGAGUAUGCGUUGCCCAGGACGCGCCACAUACGACCCUCACCACACAGGUCCCUCCAUAUACUGCGUUUCGCCUUUGAAGAAUGGCGAUGCCUUCUGAUUACUGCUCUCAUUCUUCUCUGCGUACUCUCCAUCAGCUGGUGUUUUAACCUGAUACGGUUCUACAAACACGACGGCACCUGCCAACCCGUUCAUUACUCCCUUGCUGCUAUGAUGCUUCUUCUUCUCUACUUAAUCUACCUAUUUGAGUGCUUCAACUGCAGAACGCGGCUUGACCUCUCCUCAGCCACAGAUGUCACGCAAAUUAUGCCUCUAAUUGAGGCUGCUGUGAAACAGGACCCAAAACUUUGGUGGCUCUGUUUUGCCUACCACUAUGUGCGACAAAGACGGAGGCGAUCUGCUGUAUACAACGCCGAGCCUCAUGAUCGUGUCAUUACCUCAGCAAAGCAGCAUUUUAUCAAUGAAUCAGCAGCUUUAAAGUGUGUGUGGAGAGAUAAAUCGCCACAAAUUGAGUGGACUCGUGUGACUGCUGUGAGGGUGACUUUUGUGAAGGAAUUUAUUUUUGCUGACGAGGCAACGAGAGACCAAUAUGAGAUCCACAAGAGCAACUUUAUGAAAAUUCAGGAGUUUAGUGACGACUUCAUGGAAAUUAAAGACGGUAAGUCAGCUUAUAUUAAUAUAAAUUUGCAAAGCAAAAGUUGCGUUUUUAAAUGUUUUAUAAUUAUCAUAUUUUUAAUAGGGAAGGUCAACUUUGAUUACGUUUAA
Rodentolepis nana is the source of this 777-nucleotide messenger RNA. Lineage: Eukaryota; Metazoa; Platyhelminthes; Cestoda; Cyclophyllidea; Hymenolepididae. The record is from the annotation of a GenBank genome assembly.